Dunckerocampus dactyliophorus (ringed pipefish) is the source of this 4851-nucleotide messenger RNA. It is a transcript of the gene slc25a22a, whose product is annotated as solute carrier family 25 member 22a. NCBI's taxonomy places the organism in Eukaryota, Metazoa, Chordata, Actinopteri, Syngnathiformes, Syngnathidae. The record is from RefSeq and is a predicted model, not a curated record. Gene Ontology annotation, molecular function: L-aspartate transmembrane transporter activity; L-glutamate transmembrane transporter activity. Gene Ontology annotation, biological process: aspartate transmembrane transport; malate-aspartate shuttle; L-glutamate transmembrane transport. The transcript has 12 exons. The coding region runs from base 505 to 1443 and encodes 312 amino acids.
CGGUCAGCUUCGCUGGCUCCCUCCCUUCCACCAUCCCAGGCAACCUUCACUCCCACCUCUUCUUCCCUUCGCGCUACUCAGAUGCUAGUAAGACCGGUGCUUAGCAGCUCUCUGGCAGCCUAAAACACAGUGUGAAGGCUUUGAUUUCACCUAAUCUUCACUAACUGCACAGCAAGAGUGAGGGGGAUAACUGGACCAGCUAUUUGUGGUGCACUCAUGACGACCACAGUCUCUGUAAUCAUUCACCAAUUGUGACUGAGUGAGGGACCGAUUCCACUGUGUCUGUCACAUGAGGACUGAGAGGCAGCCAAGGAGGCGUGACCUGUAAGAUACAGAUAUCCCCCAAUUUGAAGAAGACAGACCAGACUAAAUCAUCGACUACAUAAUCCCAUUCCGAACUGCAAGGCACUUCUUAACCAUCAACAAAAUACAUAAAAAGACUGCUCCCACCAUUCACAGUACACAAAAACAUUGACAGCAGCGAGAAGCCAGGUCUUUACAUAAAUGGCUGACAAGCAAAUUAGUUUGCCUGCCAAAUUGAUCAAUGGGGGGGUCGCUGGCCUAAUUGGAGUCACCUGUGUGUUUCCCAUCGACCUGGCCAAGACUCGCUUGCAAAACCAGCAAAAUGGAUCUCGCCUUUACACCAGCAUGUCAGACUGCCUUAUUAAGACCAUCCGGUCAGAGGGAUAUUUUGGGAUGUAUAGAGGAGCGGCGGUGAACCUAACACUCGUCACACCAGAGAAAGCCAUCAAAUUGGCUGCCAAUGACUUCUUCAGGCAUCACCUCUCCAAGGAUGGAAAACUCACUUUGUUGAAAGAAAUGCUGGCUGGGUGCGGGGCGGGUACAUGCCAGGUUAUUGUCACCACUCCUAUGGAGAUGUUGAAAAUUCAGCUCCAAGAUGCUGGACGUAUUGCGGCUCAGAGGAAGCUGAUGCCAGAGACAGUGGCAGCAGGCACAGUGGAGACCAAGUCGCCAACAGCCAUGCAGCUCACCAGACAAUUACUGAGGGAAAAGGGAAUUGCUGGAUUAUAUAAGGGCCUUGGCGCCACAUUGCUCAGGGAUGUUCCAUUCUCUAUCAUUUACUUCCCCCUCUUUGCUAACCUUAACAAUUUGGGAAAGCGAGGUGCAGAAGGACCUGCUCCAUUCUACGUGUCUUUCCUAUCAGGCUGCUUAGCAGGCAGCACAGCGGCGGUCGCAGUCAACCCAGUGGACGUGAUAAAAACAAGACUUCAGUCUCUGACCCGGGGUAGCUCGGAGGACACAUACAGUGGAGUGACCGACUGUAUCAGGAAAAUCAUGCGUAAUGAGGGUCCAUCCGCCUUCCUGAAGGGGGCAUACUGUCGAGCCUUGGUCAUCGCACCUCUCUUUGGCAUCGCCCAGGUGGUCUACUUCCUCGGCGUGGGCGAGUUUCUCCUCAGCUUCUUGCCUAAAAAACACAACUAAAGAAGCACAUCCUUUAGAAAGCCUUUCCCGCCCAGAUUGCAUCACACCACCACCUGCGUGAGGAAUCAUCUCAUUCUUACAGAACGUUACGUUUGUAAUUUUAAUGAUCAUGUGCUGCAUUUUGUUUCAAAUUUGAUGUCUUGAAUGUCCGAAUCAUGCAGGGGGGAGCCUUUGUUUGCUGCCAAGCUGCCUGUGUCGGCGCAUGUCGAUCUUGAUAUGAAGCCACAAAUAUCAGGUUAGGUUUUGAAGGAAUAUGGCUUUAUAAUUCUAACAUAUGAUAUUUUAUAUUAUGAUGAUGCAUGUCAAAAUUUCAAGGUCAACAAAUGGCCCUUGGUUGCUGCAGUCUUAGAUGCUCCUUUACCUGAUGAUUUAAAAACAGCAUUCCCGUCUGAACCAAAUAGACUAGAGAUACAUUAAAAAUAGAAUACUGAAAAUAUUUAAAUUAAAAGCACACAUAAUGUACUUAGAUAUUUGAUAGAUUCUUAUAAAAAUGCUAUUUAGGAUAUUGUCCAAACCCCAUGUGUUAUACACUGCUUAAAAAGUACAGGGAACAAUUUGAUUACAGGCUGAUCCAACUUUAGUACAUUUCCUCAAGAAAGCUCAUAACAGUGUGUAUGCCUUCGUGGACCUGUGUGAACUCCUUACAACGUUGAGCCACAUGCACACUAGUGAUCUGCUGGAGGUCAAUUUAUAUUUGGUGGUGCUCCUCUUGUUUCUUCUUGCACAAAGGAGCACCCCUCCAGAUACUGUAGUGUACUGGCCUGUUUCCUGAUCUAUUUUCCACACUCUUGAAACUGUGCUGGAGGACACAUCCACGCCUUCUGGCCACGGUGCACGUGGAGGAGCUGCACUCUCUGAGCAACUUCUGUAUGUGUUGCCUUUAUGUUUUGAGCAGUGUAGUUAGAAAUAGAGCGAAUAUGUAUAUCAGAACAAAUCCAGGGAAAGUGUUAAUGUGAUACCAGCACACCUGCUUUGACCCAUCUGAGAAGCCACACCCCUUAGCCAUAAGAUGACUUUCAUUGCCUCAUUUUUUUUUUCUAAGUAGAUGAGCUUCCACAGUGACUUUGUGGUUCACCUUCUCUGAAAGAUACCGCUGUUCUGGACACACCAUGAAACACUGCUUUAACAAUCAGGCAUAUUUAUGGCCAGUCCCUAAUCGGUGAUGAAAGAUGUUUUGCUAUGACUCACAAUCACAGAGUCCAUCAGAUGGUGAACGCUGCAACAUGUUGGUCCACAGAGCAACAUGAGCGCCCUCCCCCCAAAUGUGAGUUUGUACUCACUGUAGUUUUAAACCUCAGUGAGAUGUAAGUAACUAUCAUAUGAAGCAAUUAUACUAGUAUUAUGCUAUACAGUCACUUAUGAUGGAAGCCAGUUUUACAUUAUUGUUUACAAUAUGGUUCAGUCCAUUUUAAUGUAUCACAUAUCUCAACUUGAAUUCACUGGCAGUGCCCAAAGAGCUAAUGCCAAACAGUUAUCAGAAACUCCCAAAUCAAAUCAUUUGUUUGUUUAGUUUACACACAAACUUGCUGCAGGGAAAGCAGCAGCUGUUAUACAAUAUAUCUCAUGGAUGCAUCACACCUCCAAAACCCUGCCAUUGGUUAAUCUAACCGGAGAUCAAGGUGACUUUGACGUCUUUUUAUCCAAUUACAUUCCACUUUGUAGCUCCCACUUGUUGCACCGUAGGUGUCUGAUGCAACUUUUUAAUGUGUACUCAUUUGUGGGAGUGAGAACUGUUUAUCAAUGUUCCCUUCUAUGGGUGGUAUGGCACUGUGUAUUUGUAUGUGUUGUUGAAGUGACCACCUAGACUAUAUUGUACAUAUGCUGAUGGUAUGAAGUCUAUGCUUUAGGAUUUGCUGUUUGUUUUGUUCAUGAUGGCUUAUUUGCACACCUACCUCCCCCAUCCCCUUAUUCAUAGUGUGGUGAUUUUAUGUUAUGAUGUGGAGAUAGCAGAUGAAGGGAUGCAACAAGUAUCACUGGAGCAUGCUAAUAUGCAAAGGGGACAUGCUUGGAGGUGCCAUUACCUCUUAGUUAGCGCUCAAGUCUGCAGGUCGGCCAGUGCUCUUAUUCUCACUGUUGUCUGGAUGGACCAAAUGAAGCAUCUUACAAUGAUGGGGAUGGAAAUAUAAUAAGCUCCAAGGCAAUAAAACGGAAAUGAAGUGUCCCCUGGACAAGGCAAAUGAGGACCUGCUGACUUGAGACUAUAGAUGUAACAUCAGUCUCUGUUGAAUGGUGCUCCUUCCAUUAGCUAGCACCAUGAUGGAGACUGUACAGUGACUGAAUCACAUGCAGUCUUACAGCGAAAGCCAUAAGGUCGCAUUGGCUGUCAUGACUAGAACAGCUGAGCCACUGGGAAAAUGUAAGCUCAUCGUCAUAAACCUCCCAACAUUCCAAAUGUCGUUUUCAUCUGCGAUUCCUGUGAUCUGUUUUUAAUGUUUGUGUUAUUGAUGAUGAUUGUCAUGACUGUUUGAAAUUGUUCCCUUGCUUUAUUUGAUUGACGCUUUGACAAUGUUGUGCAAUUCCUUUAGCUUUACUCCUCCGCUAUGAAUUUUUGCUGACUUUGUGGAUUCUGAGUAUGUGCGUGUGUCCAGACGAUGUAGUGGUGUAGCUGAUGUGUACUUGUUCUAUUUGAUUGUCAGCAUUUUUGCUUAUUUCUGUCUGUCUGUCACACUCCUGUGCCAUCCCUAUCUCAAACAACUUUUGAGUGUUUUUUUUUUUAAGGAAAGCACAUCAGAUGAUUAAGGCACAUGAGAUCACACAUGGGAUCAGACUGACUGUCCCCAGAGUGUGCAGACACAGAUUCCAAUGGGAAAUGUAUUUAAUAUAAACCGUAGACAGUCUCUAUAACAUACGGAGACCCAUGUGAUGGUGUGCACUAUAUGCAGUUAUCCACAAAAUGUAUAUUGCCUACAUAUUCUAAACGAAUCAGAUAUAAGAAUGUAACUUAUAUUAUAAGAUGUAUUAUUUAGUGAAUAAUUUAUUACAUUUUAAUCUAAAGAUUUAUGCUUUACACCUAAAAAAAAAAAAAGCCACACACACACACAAACCAGCUCACUGAUAUGCAAUAAGUAGAAAGUGCACACACAAGCAACAAAACAUGUCAAUGUCAGCAUCACAAUAAUGUAUAAACAAUGUGAUCGGAGAUCUUCAGAGCCUUUUUUGGAGUCUGAGCCCUCCUCAUGACCUCUUGCUCACUUCCUCCGAGAGGAAUUGUGCAUUAGACAGCACUUUAAAACAACAACCUCCCCCCACCACCCUCAUCACACAGGGUGUUUAGAAUUCUGUGCAGUGAAUGACAUACACACGCAUACGUCCUAUGCAUUGUUUACAAUGCCAUAGUAAAAAAAUAUAUCUAUAUAUUGUGUUCCAUGUCACAAUUUGCUGUUCAAUAAACUGACUGUCCCUAAAUCA